CCAGGUGAUUCCUUAUAUAAGCUACUGUUCACUUCUUCAAUCGGAGUUAAUUUAUCAAGGAACUAAAUUUAUUUGUUAUCGUGUUAAAUUGUUAUAAUUACUAAUUGUUUCUGUAUAUAAAUUAAUUAGUAAGUGUUGGAGUCUCUUUUGAGACAAUUACCGAUUAAAUCUGUUGAUCAUGGCUGGUGCUUCACAAGAAUAUGUUGUCAGAGCUCCAAAUGAAAACAGUAAACGUUUCAAUGUUAUGCGAUUUGCCAACUCAUUGAAUGUUGAUGUUACCAAAUGGAAGAGUGCUCGAAUGGAAAGAGAACGAAACAAUGUUAAACAAGCUGAAAGGGCGGUUACUGAAGAGGCACCUAAAUUUGGCUUUGGUUCGGAAUAUGGUAAAGAUGCUAAGGAUGAGGCUAGAAGAAGACGAUGGGGACAAUAUGCAAAGAAAAAAGAUGAUUGUCCAUGGACUUUGAGAGUUGGUGGUAAAAAUGGAAAAAAAUUUAAAGGGACCCGUGAAGGAGGUGUCACUGAGAAUACUUCGUAUUAUGUAUUUUUUCAAGCCCAUGAUGGAGCGUUUGAAGCCUUUCCGGUCAGUGAAUGGUACAAUUUCACGGCAAUUCCUAGAUACAAACCAUUAACUUCUGAGGAAGCUGAGGAAAGAUACGAAGAGAGAGAUAAGAUUCUCAAUCAUUUCGCUGUGAUGGCCUCCAGGAAAAACACCGAAGGUGGUGAAGCCGAGCAAACAGGGACUAAAUUACAGAAGAAUGUUAAAAAAUCGAAAGAUUUCAAGGUAACUGAUAUUGAUGACUGGGUUGACUCUGAUCAAUCAGGUGGAGGUAGUGAUGAAGAAGGAGAAGAUGGAGAUACCAAAAAGAAUGGUAAAGGUAAAGCCAAAGGAGCCGCUAAAAAGAAAGGAGGAAAAAAGAAGAAAAAAGGAUCAGAUGAUGAUGAUGACGAUAGUGAACCAGGCGAAGAAAGUGACGAGGGAGACCAUGAAGCUCGAGAAGUUGAUUACAUGUCCGACACUUCGUCUGAAUCAGGAGCAGAAGAUCUAGAAGAAAAGUUGAACAAAGAGUUAAAAGGAGUUGAAGAUGAAGAUGCUCUUAGAAAAUUAGUACUUUCUGAUGAUGACGAAGAAGAGGAAGAAGGUAAAGCAAAAGAAGAUGUAGCCGGUACUAAUAAAGGAAAUGGAGAAGAUGCCCCAAAGGGCAAUGAUUCAGACGGUAAAGUUAAAGUUAAACAAGAAAAAAGUUCUGAUUCUGAUACUUCUGCAUCGGAUGAUUCAGAUGACUCAGAUUUAGAUGAUUCCAAAUUCCAAAGUGCUAUGUUCUUACAAAAGAAAGCUGCGUCGAAAAAUAAAAAAGAAUCAGAGCAAAAAUCUUCAAGCUCUAAGUCGAGUACUCCCAUGGCCGAUCAACCAGGUCAAUCCAAUAGCACCUCGAAUAAUGGUAACAACAAAGAGACUAAUUCUAAUGGUGAAAAUGGUAACGGAAGUGGUACCAGUUCUAUUGUUGGUAAUAAUGACGGAGAUUCCAAGUCUUCGGUGAAGAGGAAAUUCCCCUCGGCGGAAAAUAGUCCAGUUAUUAGUAAAAAAUCAAAGACAAGUGAUUCUGGAGGUGAAGCAAUUAGCGAGGAGGCAGUUCGACGAUAUCUAAUGAGGAAGCCAAUGACUGCUGCUGAACUUUUACAAAAAUUCAAAGGACGAAAGGUUCCGUUGAGAGGACACGAUUUAGUUCAAACAAUAGCUCAUAUUUUAAAGAAAUUAAAUCCAGAUAAACAAACAAUCAAAGGAAAAUUACAUCUUUACAUUAAACCACCAACUGGACCAUAAAUGAAUUCAUUUAACAUUUGACCAGAUCAAACUCAUCGACACACAAACACAAACACAACCAGUAUCAAAAGUCUUGUCUUUUUGCAUCAUCUACUCUACACUCUCGAAAAGCAAUGAUUUAUACACUUAAAGCCAUUAAUUAAUUGUUCACAACGAGCUAAUUUAUUUAUGAAAUGUUAACUCGAGUGUUUAUAAGAGCCUGUUCUUGGUUUUUACUCUUAUCAAUUUUUUUCUCCCUUUUUUUUUUUGCUUUCACCAACAAUCAACUCAACAAUUUAUGUAUAUCAAAAAUAAUCAAGUUGAGUUAAUUUUCCAAAAACCCGUUUAAAUCACAAACAACCAUUAACAAACUGUGAUCAGUAUGUAAUGACAAUUAACACUAACCUAAUCGACACAAAUUGUAUGUCAACUUUUGCUUGUUCCUAUUGAAUGUUGACUAAAAAUGAGUCGAUCUCAACAUAAAACAACCAACAAAUCUAAUGUCAAUUAUUACAAUCAGAUUGACAUGUUAAUUCAUUCAAUCGGAUUAAAUUGCGAAUUAAUAUCAA
Molecule: messenger RNA, 2370 nt
Organism: Panonychus citri (citrus red mite)
Lineage: Eukaryota; Metazoa; Arthropoda; Arachnida; Trombidiformes; Tetranychidae
Product: general transcription factor IIF subunit 1-like
Exons: 4
Coding region: 179-1822 (547 amino acids)
Biological process (GO): positive regulation of transcription elongation by RNA polymerase II; transcription initiation at RNA polymerase II promoter
Cellular component (GO): transcription factor TFIIF complex; nucleus
Molecular function (GO): TFIIF-class transcription factor complex binding; RNA polymerase II general transcription initiation factor activity; DNA binding
Source: RefSeq, a predicted model, not a curated record